AAGAAACCCAAUGCCAGUGAGCCUGUCGGCAGCUCUCCGCCGCUUUGGGCGGGGCUCUCGCCUCAUUGGCUCAGGCUUCCGGAAUGGGUGGGGCUUGGCGCUCUGGCGAGCGGAAGUCCUGCAGUUCGUUGUCGAUACUGCGCAAAACAUGCCGAGAGUUGGCUCCAGUGCUAAAGCCGGGGCCGAAGGACCCCGCAGAUCCAUGACGGGCGGGGCCAUAGCUGGCGACCGGCCGAAGGCAGACCCAUCUGACAUGUCGUUUGAGGAGCUCUUGGAAUUGCAGCGCCAAGGGGGACCCAAGGUAUGCAGACAAGUGGUAGCUGGAAGCUGCACCAAGAAGCAAAGCCCCAGACAACCUGUGUGUGUUGCAGAUAAGCACCGGCCUCUGGAAAUGUCAGCCAAAGUCCGGGUGCCGUUCUUACGUCAGGUGGUUCCCAUCAGUAAAAAGGUAGCCCGAGACCCCCGCUUUGACGAUCUGUCAGGGGAGUACAAUCCUGAAGUGUUUGACAAAACUUACCAGUUCCUAAAUGAUAUCCGAGCCAAGGAGAAGGAGCUUGUGAAAAAGCAGUUGAAGAAGCACCGCUCGGGGGAGGAGCAUGAGAAACUGCAGCAGCUGCUUCAGCGCAUGGAACAGCAAGAAAUGGCGCAGCAGGAGCGAAAGCAGCAGCAGGAGCUGCGCUUGGCCUUGAAGCAGGAGCGGCGAGCUCUGGCACAGCAGGGCCACCGGCCAUACUUCCUGAAGAGAUCUGAGCAGCACCAGCUGGCCCUAGCUGAGAAGUUCAAGGAGCUGAAACGCAGCAAGAAGCUGGAGAGUUUCUUGAGUCGAAAGAGGCGCCGAAAUGCAGGCAAGGACAGGAGGCAGCUCCCUCUGAGCAAGGAGUAGUAAGGAGCUGUCCCAGGAGACCUGCGACUGUGGGACAGAUCUGGGGUUGGCCAGUUCCGGUUCUUUCCUGCUCAGAGGGAAGCAUCACAGCUACCCCUGGGGUAGGCUGCUCAGAAGACACGUGUGCCUCUUGGACUGUGCCAGGGCUGCACAGCAACAGCAGCUCAGCCCCACUGAGUCACAUGGCCCUUCUUGGAUCUGGUCCUUGAACAGCUGGUGCACCAUCUUCUCCUUCCAUCCUCACCCUGAGCCAGCCAUUCAGACGACAAGGGGACAUGAGUAUCUUCGUGGUUCCAGGGCAGGGACUUUACCUAAGAGCCACUUGGUAAACACGUACUCAGGACAUUUUGUAGAAAAGUCUCUAUGGUUGUAUGUGUAUCUUGGUUGAGUUUUUUACUGCUUUAUAAAACACCACAACCAAAAGCAAA
Messenger RNA from Meriones unguiculatus (Mongolian gerbil), 1311 nucleotides. RefSeq names its product ribosomal RNA processing 36 (gene Rrp36). The record is from RefSeq and is a predicted model, not a curated record. Gene Ontology annotation, cellular component: 90S preribosome; nucleolus. Gene Ontology annotation, biological process: maturation of SSU-rRNA from tricistronic rRNA transcript (SSU-rRNA, 5.8S rRNA, LSU-rRNA). The transcript has 7 exons. NCBI's taxonomy places the organism in Eukaryota, Metazoa, Chordata, Mammalia, Rodentia, Muridae. Bases 11 to 883 code for a protein of 290 amino acids.